AUGCAGAACAACCCCCAGGAGCUUUCAUGGCAGGCGAUCCAAGCUAUCGUGGGGGUUAAACUACCACCAAAUGUGUUACGAUUCGACGAUAUUGGAUUUCAUUUAGUCAAUAAUUCAGUUUCUAGCGCUGAAGAUUCCGACUCGGAUGUAGAAAUUGUUGAAAAUGAUUGGGAGUCAGACUACAACAUAUCCUCGAAGCUUGAAAACUCUGACAAUGAAAAAGCAUCACCGGAUAGAGAACAAAGCGAGUCACCAGUUCUUCAUCUCGUAGAGCCAGAUAAUAACAAUUCAGAUAAAAAUAUGUUAGAUUACAGAGACUAUUUAGUGAAAAUGGAUACCAAAGAUAAUUCAGAUAUUGACCAAAUGAUUCAACCCCAAAUCGACGAUGCUGAUAGUUCUAAUGGGAAUGUUAUGUCGAUUGAAAAUUACCUAGAGGUCACACUGUCUACUGAUUCAGAGGCUAGUCAUACUUGUAGCCAAUGUAACCAGAUGUUCCCCAGUGAACUUUUACUUUCCUCACAUGAGUGCAGUGUGAAACCUACCGAAGAGAAGAAAUAUCCGUGUCAUGUUUGCUCUGAAAAGUUUCCUAGUUAUUGGGAGCUUAGAAAACAUAUAAAUAAUCAUUUUCCAGGAAUGUUAGACUCGAAGUCCAGCUUCUGUCAUCUUUGCCAGAAAGAUUACACUAAAACGGGCUUUAUGAAUCAUCUACGUAAGCACACAGGCGAAAGGCCUUUUGUUUGUGAACUAUGCCAUAAAGCAUUCUCUCAGUCAAGCUCCCUCUCUAUACAUAUGAAGUUCCAUUUGAAUGUGCGAAAACAUGCUUGCACUGUCUGUGAGAAAAAGUUUGUAACAAAGAGUGAACUCUCACGUCAUAUGACAGUACAUACUAAGCAAAAAUCUUAUUACUGUGGAGUGUGUGACAAGGCAUUCACUCGCUCCGAUAAUAUGAAGAAACAUGAGAAAACUCACGGUUGA
Molecule: messenger RNA, 975 nt
Organism: Parnassius mnemosyne (clouded apollo)
Lineage: Eukaryota; Metazoa; Arthropoda; Insecta; Lepidoptera; Papilionidae
Source: the annotation of a GenBank genome assembly